Molecule: messenger RNA, 1534 nt
Organism: Elgaria multicarinata webbii
Lineage: Eukaryota; Metazoa; Chordata; Lepidosauria; Squamata; Anguidae
Product: low density lipoprotein receptor adapter protein 1-like
Exons: 8
Coding region: 3-716 (237 amino acids)
Source: RefSeq, a predicted model, not a curated record
CCAUGGAGGCGCUGCGGGCGGCGGGACGCGCCGUGCUCCGGAGCCCCGGCCUCGCCCGCCACCGCCUGGGCGUCUCCCGCCUGCGCCGCCACCCGCACCGCCACCAGCUGCCUGAGAGUUGGGCCGACAUGCGUGAGCCCCUCCUGGAGGGCAUGGGCUUUGCCCUCAAGUACCUGGGCAUGACGCUGGUGGAGAAGCCCAAAGGGGAGGACAUGGCAGCGGCAGCCAUCCACCGGAUCAUCGCCAUGGCUCGCGUGGGGCCCAAGAAGUUCCAGAAGGUGCUGCUGACCGUCUCCCCGCGGGGGCUUUCUCUGCAAGACGCGGACACCAAGGAGACCAUUGAGACCAUCUCUAUUUACAGGAUUUCCUAUUGCACCACAGACAAGCUGCAGAACAAAGUCUUUGCCUACGUGGCCCAGAACCCACAGAGUGGAGCCCUGGAAUGCCACGCUUUCCUGUCACCGAAGAAGAAGGUGGCCCAGGCGGUGACUCUCACGGUGGCACAGGCCUUCCAGGUGGCCCUGGACCUCUGGGAAGCUGCACAGGCAGGCUCCAGGGAGGAGGGGGAGGCGGUGAGGCACCCCAUGGAAAGCACCCGCCAGCUGGCCAGGCCCCCUGUGGGCAGCCCCCCGCUCAAGACAGAAUUUGAGGAGGAAGAGGACGAGGAGGAGGAGGAGGAGGAGGAAGGUGAUCUCGGGGAGGCCUUCUCCCGGUAGGCUUCCGAAGGCCCUGCCAGCCCCCGCCCUUGGUGCCUGUGGGGCCGAGGAUUUCCGCUGCCCCUGGAGGGGCGGGAGUUCAUUUUUGGCCCCCAAAUGGCUGCUGGCCUUGUGGAGUGAGUAGAGGUGCUCCUCUGACCUAUCUCUGUUCUCUGCUUCAAGCUGCAUGGAGGAGGGCCCCCGCCCCACCGGCGCAGGUGCUCUGGGGCGGCUUCCUCUGGGGGGCUCCCCAGCCGCAGCGUUCCACUCCGUGGCGGCCUGGGGCUGCAGCCCCCACACCAGCUGCCUGCCUCCAGGGACGCUUUUCUAAGGCUCCUGCUGGUGUUGCUGCCGCCGCCUGUCUCCAGCCCCUCGUUGCACAAAGGACCAGCCAGGCUCCCCGUCUGCUCUCCAGCCCCACAUCCCCCCCCCCACAUACCGCCUCAUUGCCUUCCUCAGCCUCUGCCCCGGCAGCACUCCAGGCACUUAGGGGGACCUGUGCUGGGCCUGAUGCUGCCUCCUGCAGCGGGUCCAGAACUCCCGUGGGGCGGGCGGGGGGCUGGGCAGGCGCCAGCCAGGUCAGCUCUGUGAGCCCCAAUCCGUGAGGGGCGACCCUGCGUGAGAAGAAGCCGUGGCACUUCCAGUUCUCCUGCUCCACUGUAUUUGGGGGGGGUCUGGGGGGCGCUGAGGCAGCCUGGACUUUGCCGCCCUGCCUCCCAUGGGCCUCUUCCCCACCUCACCCCCCACCCCGUCGUGCAUCACUGCCAAAUCACAGCUUUGUAGCAAAAGACUAGUUUUUAAUGUCCUUUUCUAGAGGGAAAUAAACCAUUUCUACUGUU